UGCAAAUACGGUAACCAGUUACGUGAUUGAUGAUGGGAAUAAUCGGGUUCGGAGUAGUUGCUCAUUCCACCAACACCGGACAUCGUGGUCUUCGGACGACCAUGCCAGAUUCACCUUUAAAGUCCAUCCUCUCCCCUUUCGUUUUUCUCAACAUUCCCUACAAUCAUGUCUUGGUUCUCCCUUCCUACAGAAAUGCAUCUCGCCAUCGUCGAUGUCCUCGACCACGAUGAAGUCAGAGCUCUCUCUACUGUCGACAGAACGACCUAUGAUGCUUGUGUUCCGUCUUUGUUCAAGUCGGUCACAUUGAAUAGCCACAAUACUCUCGAGCAAUUCCUUGGAAAUGUACCCAAGGAUUAUUGCAGAUAUAUCCAGUCAGUCCAGGUCGACCUCAAGCGUCUGGACUCCAACGGAAGUGGAAGGAAGGAGCGAACCAAAAGUCUGGUAUCACUUCUUCAGGCUUGCCCCCGCUUGAAUGUACUGGACGUACGGAACGCAGGGUAUCUUCACCCCGAUAUCCUAUCCUGUGCCCUUCCAUCCCUAAGGAGUCUCAUUUUGAGCCAUUGGGAUCCCGAGGAAAUGAUGCCUCUGAGUGAACGCCUUAUCGUUUCACUUGCAGCAUCGCUUCCGAUGUUGAACCACCUUUCUAUUAGCGGUGCUACACGAAGUGCCCUCCAUGCUCCAGACCUCGUUGGUGUCUACCCACCCGUCCCUCUUGUCAUCGGAGACAGUGAUAUCCCAGCUCACCCCAUCCUCGGAAACGAAUUGAGUCUCCCCAGUCUGCUCAGACUUACCGGGCUCCGAACCCUCAGCAUCAAAGACACGCACCUCGGAGAUGCUCGCUGGGACACGGAGCAAGUCUGUUGCCAAUUAGAGCGCGUCGAUUUGAUGGGCAGCUGCGAGGAAGGUUGGACUGAACGUAUCAUGGCUCGUGUAGGCCGUACCGUGGGCGAGUUCGGCUUAAGCGCCCCGGUUAAACCAGCUAGCGUCAGGGGCUUGGCGUCCUUGAAGAAGCUGCGCAUUGGAGAAUAUUUCCCCGUAGACGACGUAGCUGAAACGCUCGAGGGCUUCGCGGACAGCCCCAUUGAACGCGUCGAAAUGGAGUGCUUCGAGGAAGAUGUCGUCGAUGUAUGCACGGAGCUAGAGGGAUGGUUGCGUGGCAAAGGGGAGGGCCUUUGGCAGAGACUCGAACGCGUGGAUGUCAAGGUUCUCGAAAGCUCGUACGACGACGACGACGAAGAAGAAGAGAAGAUGAGGGAAGCCAUGGGCAAACUCAUGAGAGUAUGCGGCGAGUUGAGGGUCAAAAGCCGCGUCUGUGGCAAGCGCAAUGGCAAGCAACGAAUCCUCUCCGAGAACAUGAGAUGGCCAGAUGGGCGAGUCCGAGCCAACACCGUCUAAUCUGAUUAUCUUUCAACAAACUUCUAUUAUCGGGACUUCAGUUGGACUUGGGUACUGGGUAUCUUUAUUUCUUUCAUAUCAGUUUUAAUAUGUACUACUAUCUAUCUGUACUAUCGAAAUACACCUAGUCGAUAUCUUCACUCUUCAUCUGAAAACUUUUUUAACGCGGUCUACCCGGAGCCUUUCAAUGUCCAGCUUUGACGGACAAUGAGGUAAUACCCUGUGGCGCUGGUAAACUUUACUUGUAAAGUAAGUGGGCACGUGACGUCCUUUCAAUUAGUUCAACACUGAUGUCCAGGGUCUAAUAACCGGCGGCAACGGCAUCCACGAGCUAGUAUAUGUAUUAAA
This is a messenger RNA of Desarmillaria tabescens, 1743 nucleotides long. RefSeq lists its product as uncharacterized. The record is from RefSeq and is a predicted model, not a curated record. Bases 166 to 1395 code for a protein of 409 amino acids. NCBI's taxonomy places the organism in Eukaryota, Fungi, Basidiomycota, Agaricomycetes, Agaricales, Physalacriaceae. The transcript is spliced from 3 exons.